UGCGUUUGCAGAUACUGACGACCAGAGAUGGCGAUCGUCAAAGCGUCGUGGGUUCUCCUGUUGCUAGUAGCAACGAUCGACUCUGCGAGUGCCCAGUGUGACGAGACGCUCAGGUCUCCAGCAGGUGUGAUACAGUCUCCAGGGUACCCGGGCGACUACCCGUCGAGAAUGGACUACACGUGGUGCGUCGACGUACAAGGGGCCACAGGCAUAGAUAUCACGUUUUUGGGUGAAUUUCACUUGGAAAUCAACGAGGACAAUGACGGAACGGAUGUGUGUAAGGAUGCCCUGGAGAUAGGAGCGGGAAUCGUCCCGUUCCAGAACUCCAUCGGCCUCUUCUGCGGAAACAGCACUCCGCCGGCACAGAGGGUGGACACCAGGCAGAUGUGGGUGAACCUGUUCACAGACAGGAACGUGGAGAUAUCAGGAUUUCAACUGAUAUACAGAUCAGAGUUAGACGUGUGCUACAGCUCUCCCUGUACUAACGGAGGAACGUGCAUGUCCGAUUUGACCACAUACACUUAUACCUGCCACUGUCCGUCUGGAUGGGAGGGAAUUAUCUUCGGAGUUAACUGCGAAAUAGUUCUCCUCUCUGGAGUAUUCUCCAUAGAGGCAUCCUCACCAUCGCCAAGUACUGAAGAGGAGCUGACUCUCACCUGCAGGGCGACUGGCUGGAUCCCUGCUGCCACCAUCAGCUGGUACAGAGGAGAUGUGGACAGUCCUGUGGAUGCUGGGGAUCAGGAGGACGCACAGGUGAGUGACGGGACGUUCACAUCAACCCGGAACCUCACAUUCUCACCCACCAAGGGGGACAAUGGAGUAACGUACGGAUGCGUGGUCAGACAUCCGGCAUUGUCUAGCGACGCACAGACGCAUAUGACCCUUAAUGUCCGAUAUCCUGCCGAGAUUGUCACUCCUCUGCCCGACGUAACUCGUGUGACGCAGGGACAGUCAGCCAACAUCAGCUGCCCUGCCGACGGUAACCCGGAUACCUUCAUCUACACGUGGACUGAAGGGGACAGGGUCAUGGACCCGAGUACUGAGCACAAAUACAUCAUUGGCGAUGGUGUGUUGACCAUCGUACAAGUCACAAGCGACCUACAGGGCACAGUAUACAGCUGCGAAGUGACGAACAAUGUGGGUUUUACCCCUGCCAAAGCGUCAACAGUCCUCAUCGUAGAUAUUUCAUCUGAUGCAUCUUCAACAGUACAUCCAACCGCAUCUUCACCAGACACCAAUUCAACCACAACGAUCAUCAUCGCAGUAGUAGUGGUCUGCGUAGUGGUUUUGAUUGCCGUUAUUGUCGCUGCUGUAUUCGUGAUCAGACGGACUGUGGCCUCUAUGGAACGGCAACAUAGCAGCGCUCCUGAUGAAGUGACGUUAGAACAAAUACCAGGCAGUCCCAAAGAUGGCUACCAGAGUCUCAGACUGCCUCGUGGGCGACUGUCUACUCACACCUACCAGGGUCUAUUGGUGGCGCAAGGAGACACUAAAAAUCAGCCUACUACGGAUAGUGUGUAUGAAGAUGUGAAGACCUCAUCGGAGUUUCCUCGUAGCAAAUUGACUGUGAAGGAAAAACUUGGACAAGGACGGUUCGGCGAUGUCUUCAGAGCUGAAGCUUUGAACAUGUCAGGACAUCCAGGUAUAACCAUCGUUGCCGUGAAGACGCUGAAAUCGGUGUCAAGUCCUGCUGCCAGUCUGCCUGCUUUCUUCAAGGAACUGGACGUACUUGAGAUGCUGGGAAGUCACCCAAACGUCGUGUCUUUCCUCGGCUGCUGCACAGACGAAGAACCGUUCUACCUGCUCCUAGAGUACGUGUCCGGUGGAAGCUUACAGUCCAACCUGCGUGCCAGCCGCACUCAGCAGACUUAUAACAACCUGCACGGUGGAAGCAAGUCUCUGUCUUCACGGGUUCUGACAAAGUUCGCUUGGGAUGUGGCUAAAGGGAUGAACUUCCUAUCGUCUAGGAAGAUCAUCCACCGAGACCUGGCCACUAGAAACGUGCUGGUUGCUGCGGACCGGACCUGUAAGGUGUCAGAUUUCGGAAUCUCGCGAGAGGGGGAAGUGUACGAGAGGAGGGCCAACGCUUGCCUGCCGAUCCGCUGGAUGGCGCCCGAGUCUCUGUUCCAGAGGUUGUGCACUGUUCAGAGCGACGUGUGGUCCUUCGGCGUACUGUUGUGGGAGAUUGUUACUCUCGGCGCCACCCCUUACCCAGGUAUGACCUCUCGCCAGGUCAUGGGUUACGUGAAGCACGGCUACAGGAUGGAGAAACCGCCUCACUGCGACGACAAAAUCUACAAAAUCAUGGCGGCGUGUUGGGAAGAGGAGCCGACAGACAGACCGAGUUUCCAAGACCUGGAACAUGCUAUGGAGACGCUGAUAGAGGAAGAGUACAUCAACCUGGCGAAUUUCAACGAGGCCAUCUACGCGAAUCCACAAACCUCUACUGAGGAGAAGUGCUGAGACAGGGCUCGAAAUUAACGGUGUCCCGAUGGCCACUCUCCACUAAAAUAUGGGACGGGGCAACUAAAAAGACACUUUGGGAACAAUAGAAAAAUCUUUGGUCCGCUGGAGAGUACAGUUUGCCGCAUCCGAAUGCCGCCUCCCGAAGCCUGGUAGAGGCUAGUAAAAGUACUAAAACAUCCCUAUGUCGGCCUGUGAAACGGCUAAAUAGGUCCCUUUCGCAGAUGGACAAACGUGCGACAGACAUGUCUUGUACUUUUCUUAAUAUGCCCGCAAGUUCAAAUACAGCCACCUUAGAUGGUGAGAAGCUGUGUUAACAGAUACUGUGCACCCUUCUGUUGUUUUGUGGUGGUCAUUAGUAUGGAUAUAUUAAACAUAAUGUACACCAGGUC
Molecule: messenger RNA, 2855 nt
Organism: Branchiostoma belcheri (Belcher's lancelet)
Lineage: Eukaryota; Metazoa; Chordata; Leptocardii; Amphioxiformes; Branchiostomatidae
Product: fibroblast growth factor receptor 4-like
Exons: 6
Coding region: 28-2463 (811 amino acids)
Biological process (GO): multicellular organism development; cell surface receptor protein tyrosine kinase signaling pathway; protein phosphorylation
Cellular component (GO): signaling receptor complex
Molecular function (GO): transmembrane receptor protein tyrosine kinase activity; ATP binding
Source: RefSeq, a predicted model, not a curated record